Messenger RNA from Entrophospora candida, 2448 nucleotides. Lineage: Eukaryota; Fungi; Glomeromycota; Glomeromycetes; Entrophosporales; Entrophosporaceae. The record is from the annotation of a GenBank genome assembly.
AUGCUAGUGUUAUUUGAAUUAGCUUCAGGAUAUGCUGUUUUCAAUGUCAAUGAUGAUGGUGCAAUAAAAGAUCCAGAGGCUUCAUGGAAAAUAUUUGAUUCGCAAAAAUCUAUAAAAAAAAAUAUUACUGUUGAGGCUAUGCAUAAAUUUAAAAGCAUGACAGAUGCAGUAGCUUCACUUAAUACAGUUAUUGAAGGAAAGCUAUCUGACGAUUUAUCGAAAUUUUUAGGCGAUAUUAUCGAAAAGAAUCCAAAUAAUGUGUUGGCAGUAGCAGAUGCUAAACUUGGUGCUGAAAUAAGUAAAAAAUUAGGAGUUCAAGUUGUUGCAGAUAAAUCCGUGAUCAAUCUUUAUCGUGGACUUCGUGAACAACUUGAAAAUAUACUUCCCGACUCUAAAGAAUUAUUAUCCGCAAUGUCACUAGGUCUUUCUCAUUCGUUGUCACGACACAAACUUAAAUUUUCAAUUGAUAAAGUUGAUACCAUGAUAAUUCAUUCUAGUGGUUUGUUAGAAGAUCUAGAUAAAGAGAUAAAUACAUAUGCUAUGAGAGCAAAAGAAUGGUACGGUUUACAUUUUCCAGAAAUGAGUAAAAUAGUUGAGGACAAUCUAGCCUAUGCAAAAGUUAUCAAGACAAUUGGGUUUCGUUCAGAUGCUCAAUCAUCAGAUUUAUCAAGCAUAUUACCUGAAGAAUUAGAUAAACAAGUAAAAGAGGCAGCAGAGGUAUCGAUGGGUUCAGAAAUAACACAAGACGAUCUUGAAAGUAUUUCUCAAUUCUGUGAUCAAAUUAUUAAUUUGUCUGAAUAUCGUGCUCAACUUCAUGAAUAUAUACGAAAUAGGAUGAAGAUGAUGACUCCUAAUUUAACAACUUUAGUUGGUGAAUUGAUUGGUGCAAAAUUAAUAUCGCAUGCUGGAGGUUUGACAAACCUUGCAAAAUUGCCUGCAAGUACGGUUCAAAUUUUAGGAGCAGAAAAGGCAUUUUUCAGAGCAGUAAAAGCAAAAAAAUCUACACCCAAAUAUGGAAUUUUAUAUCAUGCAAGUCUUGUUGGCCAAGCAUCUGCUAAAAAUAAAGGGAAAAUUGCCAGAUUAGUUGCAACAAAAUCUUCUCUUUCUGCUCGUGCUGAUUCUUUUUCUGAAGAAAAAGAUGUCGAUGCUGAAAUGGGAAAUAAGUCUCGUAAAUUUAUUGAAAAAAGGCUUAAUAUAUUGGAAAAAACCAAGGAUGUUUCAUCAUCAUCAACAAAAAAAAAGAAUAGCAAAAUGCAAGGUCUUAUUUCCACCGCUACUUCCUAUAAUCCUUCUACUGAUAUCAUAAAAGAAUCAAUACAACCAAUGGAAAUUUGCAAAGAUUCUGAUAAAUCUGAAGAGUCCGAGGAGACUGUUAAAAUGGAGAUUGUUGAAGAAACUCAAGAUGGAGAAUCUAAAGCUGAUGAACAAGAAGAGUCUGCUGAAAUAAAAGGAUCAACCAAAGAUAAGAAAAAAGACAAAAAGAUUAAAAAAGAAAAGAAAAAAUUUAAGGCUAACGAACAAGAAGAAUCUAUCAAAUCUAAAUCAUUAAGCAAGAAAGGUAAAGAAAAAUCUAAAACUGACGAACAAGAAGAACCUGUCGAAGCUAAAUCGUCAAGUAAAAAGAGCAAGGAAAAAUCUGAAACUGGUGAGCAAGAAGAGGAACCUGUCAAAGCUAAAUCGUCAGGUAAAAAAGGCAAGGAAAAACCUGAAACUAGUGAGAAAGUAGAGGAACCUGUCAAAGCCAAAUCGUCAAGUAAAAAGAGCAAGGAAAAAUCUGAAACUGGUGAGCAAGAAGAGGAACCUGUCAAAGCCAAAUCGUCAAGUAAAAAAGGCAAGGAAAAACCUGAAACUGGUGAACAAGAAGAAGAACCUGUCAAAGCCAAAUCGUCAAGUAAAAAGAGCAAGGAAAAAUCUGAAACUGGUGAACAAGAAGAAGAACCUGUCAAAGCUAAAUCGUCAAGUAAAAAGAAUAAAGAAAAAUCCAAGGCUGAUGAACAAGAAGAAUCUGCUAAAGUUAAAUCAUCAAAUAAAAAGCGUAAAGCAAAAUCUAAGGCUGACGAACAAGAAGAAUCUGUUGAAGCUAAAUCGUCAAGUAAAAAGCGCAAAGAAGAAUUUGAUAUACAAGAAGAAUCUGCCGAAUCUAAACCGUCAAGUAAAAAGGGGAAAGAAAAAUCUAAAAGUGAUGAACAAGAAGAAUCCGUUAAAUCAUCAGGUAAAAAGGAUAAAGAAGAAUCUAAAUCGUCAAGUAAAAAGGAUAAAUCUGGUAAAGUGAAGACCGAAAAGAAAGAAUCGGUGCAAAUAGCAGAUGUGGAAGAGCACGGAGAGACUUCAAAAACUACAAAACGUAAACAUGACGGUUCAGAUGAGGGUAAAGAUGAUGGUAAAGACGAUGGUAAAGAUGAAAAAGAACUUGAUCCUAAAAGAAAAAAGAAAAAAUCAAAGAAAUAA